Messenger RNA from Passer domesticus (house sparrow), 3990 nucleotides. RefSeq names its product ST8 alpha-N-acetyl-neuraminide alpha-2,8-sialyltransferase 1 (gene ST8SIA1). Gene Ontology annotation, biological process: N-glycan processing; oligosaccharide metabolic process. Lineage: Eukaryota; Metazoa; Chordata; Aves; Passeriformes; Passeridae. The coding region runs from base 837 to 1883 and encodes 348 amino acids. The record is from RefSeq and is a predicted model, not a curated record. The transcript has 6 exons. Gene Ontology annotation, molecular function: alpha-N-acetylneuraminate alpha-2,8-sialyltransferase activity.
CGCAGAUUUUGCCCUGUGCUUUCUGUAGGAUGUCCUUCGUGCGGGGCGCGCUUUGAGCGGGCGGGGGCGGCGGCCGCGGCCCGGGGCUCUCGGCUGGAGCCCGGGGCUCUCGGGGCUCUCGGCUGGAGCCCGGGGCUCUCGGGGCUCUCGGGGCUCUCGGCCGGAGCCCGGGCAGCUCCGGGGCUCUCGGCUGGAGCCCGGGCGGGUCCGGGGCUCUCGGCCGGAGCCCGGGCAGCUCCGGGGCUCUCGGGGCUCUCGGCCGGAGCCCGGGCAGGGGUCGGUGUCGCCGGGCGCGCUGGAGCAGCUGCGGCCUCUGCCGGGAGCAGAGCCAGCGCCGGGAGGGAAGGGGAAGGAGCGGGAGAGCGGUCGGUGGGAGCCGGGGCGAGAGCGGAGCGGGACCUCCCUCCGAGCCCGCGAUCCUCCCUCCGCUCGGUGCCCGCGGAGAGGGGGCCGGGCGCGGCGGCGGAGCCGAGCCCGCAGCUCCGAGGUCUCCGCUCGCUCCCUCCCUCCGGCGGGCCGGGCAGCGAGGCCGGGGCGCCCCGCGGCCGGGGCGGGGUGGAAAUUUACCGGGUCGGUCCUCAGCGAGGGGCUCGGCAGGAGGCGGAGGGAGGGCGGGGAGCGGCGGAGCAUCAUCUGGCGGGGAACGCGAGGGACCAAAUGACUGAGAGGAAGGGCGGCAGCCGCCGAGAGCAGCGAGCCGCGGCGCAGCGGCAGCAGCAGCCCCGCGCCCCCGGCGGCGAUGGCGGCGGGCGGCGGGGCUGAGCGGAGCUGAGCCGGGCCGGGCCGAGCCGAGCCGGGCCGGGCCCCCGCCCGCGGCUCCGCAUGGCGCGGGCCUGAUGUGGGAGCGCGGCCCGGAGCCGCGGCGGCGCUGCGGGAGCAGGAGGAGGAUGGCGGGGCUGCCGUGGAAGUGGCCGCGCACCCGCCUGCCCGUGGGCGCCAGCGCCCUGGGCGUCUUCGUCCUCUGCUGGCUCUACGUGUUCCCCGUGUACCGGCUGCCCGACGAGAAGGAGAUCGUGCAGGGGGUGCUGCUGCAGCAGGGCAAGGCGUGGAGGAGGAACCAGACCGCGGUCGCCCUGUUCAGGAAGCUGCUGGAAGAAUGCUGUGACCCUGGGCAGCUCUUUGCCAUGACAAAGAUGAAUUCCCCCAUGGGAAAGAACCUCUGGUUUGAUGGGGAAUUUUUAUAUUCUGUCACAAUUGACAAUGCAACUUACUCUCUCUUCCCACAGGCUACUCCCUUCCAGCUGCCACUGAAGAAAUGUUCCGUGGUGGGAAACGGUGGGAUCCUGAAGAAGAGUGGCUGUGGCAAACAAAUAGAUCAAGCAGAUUUUGUCAUGCGGUGCAACCUUCCUCCUCUGUCCAGUGAAUACAGCAAGGACGUUGGAUCCAAAACCCAACUGGUGACUGCAAAUCCCAGUAUAAUUCAAAAAAGGGAGAGGAAGAGGAGUCCUUCCCUGUGGGGCCGUGGGUCCCUUCCCAUGGAGACAGUUCUGCCUGAACUUCUCCAGCAUGGCUCCCAAAACUGCUGCAAGGUUCCAGAAUCUGCUGUGGUCCCGAAAAGCCUUUGUGGACAGUGUGAAGAUCUACAACCACAGCUACAUCUACAUGCCAGCCUUCUCCAUGAAAACGGGGACAGGGCCCUCCCUGCGUGUCUACUACACCCUGGAGGAUUUCGGUGCCAAGCAGGCCGUGCUGUUUGCCAACCCCAACUUCCUGCGGGACAUCGGCAAGUUCUGGAAGAGCAAAGGCAUUCACGCCAAGCGCCUUUCCACGGGACUCUUCCUGGUCAGCGCUGCGCUGGGGCUGUGCGAGGAGGUGACAAUCUACGGCUUCUGGCCCUUCUCGGUGGACCUGCACGGGAAGUUUAUCAGCCAUCAUUACUAUGACAAUGUCCUGCCCGACUCCGGGUUCCACGCCAUGCCCGAGGAGUUCCUACAGCUUUGGUUCCUUCAUAAAAGCGGUGUGCUGAGAAUGCAGCUGGAACCUUGCGAGGACGCUCUAACCCAGCCUUCACCCUGAGGAUCAUCACAGUUCAGGAGAUCAGUAGUUUUUAAUUUCCGCGCUCUCCGACAGAGUUCUGUUUUAUGUUGGUUGUUUCUAAAGGGAUCUGCAUGGACCAUAAAAAUGCUACUUGAAGGCUAAAUGGAAUAUGUCCUUAUUGUUUAGUGCUUUUUGGAACUGGGAGAGGAUGAAAUGUAUCUCUCCAUCAAGUCCAUUCAGCAGUGGUGGGAAAAAAACCUCAGAAGCAGCACAGCUGAACUUUCCAGGGACAUUUUUAAGUGACAAGUGUAAAAAGGGCAUUAAGGCUCAGAGAGUCACCGGGCCACUCAUAAGCUUUUGCUGACAGUGCCAAAUAUGACUAUCUCUUCCAAAUUCCAUUUCAUUCCAGGUCAGCACCCUGUAGAACUUUCCUUUUUCUGUGCUUUUUUCCUCUGUUUGGGGGUGUGUGUGUAGGACAGCACGUGUGUGUCAUUGACUCCUUGGUUUCUUUUCCUUUUAUUCCUUUUAUUUUUGAUGUGUCAUCCCCUCCCCCGAGGAAGGAAAAGGAAGGGCUUAAAAGCCCAAGGAGCUGAGUACCAUCAGCUCCUCUGAAGACUCUUGGGAGAGUGAAGGUGCUCUGAAUCUGGUUAGAAUGUCAUAGGAAUGCCUUGCUACUGAGGAUGGCUAGACCUAUGUAUUGUUGGUAUUAUCAGGAUGGUUCAGGUCACUGCACUUACAGCUAUGCCAGUGCUGUACUGUGGGCAAGAGCUGGUUAAGGCAAAUUGGUCUGAAAAGAGAGCAUGUUACAAAACCAGCAGUGAAGUGCAGCCUGAUUUCAGUGACCUGCUGCAAGAUUUCCGCAGUGACUUUCAUAGCAGGGAUGGUUCCUGACCUGUUUUUCUGUCCAGCCUUAGGGAUUAAUUCUGUGUUCAUUUGGACUCCAGAUGUUCAUGGACUGUUGAGGGUAUUUGAGGGGUUCAAUGGAAUGUAGAAUGAGGUUCUUCAUGUGCUUACAGCAGGAAAAAUUGCAGAAAUGAAUGUAAGUGUCAUUUAAAAUUAGUCGAAGCUUUGAAAAUCGUUUCUCUGCGUGUGACUUGCUCUUCUGCUUGGAUUGUAAUGUUAGCCUUAAAGACUUGUACUUCUCACACGAGAUUGUCUCUGCUUAAAGAGAGUCUGGGAAAUAAAACAGCCUUUGGGAGCACCAAAAAGCUGCACAGCCAGCAACAAAAACGAAAAAAGGAAGGGCAUGCCUGAUGCAAGGCAGCCCUGCUCACAGUGGUGAAUCCUGUCAGUGUGCACAGUGCCUGAAGGACUGUUUUAUUUUGGGUUAUUACUUGGGCAGCAGAUGGUCCUCUCACUGUGGAAAUGAGAAAUCAUUUUGUUUGUUUGCUUUAACACUGGAGGAUAAGAGGAGAAUCCCCGCUCAGUCUGCCGCGCAAUUUAAGCUGCAAGAUGUUACCACCAUUAACUUGAAAAAUCCAGAUCAGUGUUCUUUUUCUUAUGAUCUUGUCAGAGAAAAUCUAGUCAAUGUGUUGGAACAACAAAACUGUCAUCAACUCUCCAUGACAACUUCCUGUUCUGUUCUAGCUCCAAAGUUCUAGUAUUUUGGGGAAUGUGUCUUCUCAAGUGUUGAUAAGGUCUCUCUUUGUAGAGUGCCAACUGCAAGUUCUAUAGAUACAAAUAAUUUUUUAAAAAAAGUUAAAUCCAUGGCUCUUCUUUAAAUAUGAGUAGUUCAACUCUGUGUAGGAAACUGGGGAAAAAUAAUCAUGUUUUUAUUUUUAAACCUAUGUUUCAUAAUAAAAAUUUUCUUUUGGAAUAAGGAUAUUCCAAGCAUGAAGUGGGCACUGUUUUGUAGGAUUACAGGACAAUGCUGAAGGGUAAUGUGGAGAUUUUGGAGUGUUCUAGCUACUGUUCUGAUAGUACCUCAGUAUUGUUCUGAAUGUACCUCAUAGCCCAUGUUAUCUUUGUCCAUGUUUUCAUUAAAAGUAGAGUCAGCACACUGAUGGAACCUCA